UGUGUCUUUUAGUAUAUAGUUAUUGAUGAUUAAAUGAGCUAAUAGGAUUUGAGAUACCUCUCUCUCUCUCUCUCUCACGCGCGCGCGCACACACACACACGCACACACGCACACACAAAAACUAAAAAUAACACACAUAAAAACUAAAAAUAAAAACUAGAAAAAACAGAGUAAAAGUUGAUUGUUUUCCCUCCAAAAGACAAACAUUAACAUCUCUUCUAUGAUCACAUCUCAUGUACCUACCAUUAAAACCCAAAUCAUUUCUUCAAUUUUUACCACCAUUUUCUUCUCUUUCUUCUUCCAAUUUGAUAUGGGUAUCUCAUUUUUCGUUGAAAUCCCCUCAAUUUUUAUCAGAAUUGAAAACCCAUCCCGCAAAUUUCUUCAAUUCAAUCAACAUUCAAAGUGGAAACCAAAAUUCAAACAAAGAAUGUAUUGACCAUGAACUUGAAUUGGUUUCUGCUCUGAAAUCUUGUUCUUCCCUCCAGUCAAUUUUUCAAGGUCAGCAAAUUCAUUCCUUAAUAAUAAAAUCAGGUCUUGAUUCCAAUAUUUUUAUUCAGAACAGUAUAAUUAGUAUGUAUGUUAAAUGUAAUCAGAUUGGUGUUGCUAAAAAGUUAUUCUAUUCGUGUUCACGAUUGGAUUCAAUUUCAUGUAAUAUUAUGCUUGGUGCUUAUGUGAAAUCCGGUAUGUUGGGUGAUGCCCUCCAACUGUUUGAUAUAAUGCCUGAAAGAGGGGGUGUUGCUUACACUACCAUGAUAAUGGGUUUGGCUCAGAGUGAUAGAUGGAGUCAAGCAAUCUCAAUUUUUAAGGGUAUGAGAGUUGCAGGAGUUGCUCCAAAUGAGGUAACUAUGGCUAGUGUCAUCUCAUCGUAUACUCAUGUUGGUAGGAUUUCGGAUGGUAGAGCUCUCCAAGCAUUGACUACAAAGGUAGGACUCAAAGACUUUGUUCUUGUUUCUACUAAUUUGCUGCAUUUAUAUUGUGUUAAAUCUAGUUUAGAGGAUGCUAGGCGCUUGUUUGAUGAAAUGCCGGAAAAGAAUAUAGUUUCCUGGAAUGUGAUGUUGAAUGGAUAUUCUAAGGCAAAGUUUGUUGAUGUAGCCAGGGAUUUAUUUGAUAAGAUUCCUGAAAGGGAUCUGGUUUCAUGGGGCACAAUUGUUGAUGCAUAUAUACAAGUAGAUAGGCUAGUUGAAGCUUUGACACUGUAUCGUUCAAUGCUAAGUGCAGGAUUAAGGCCCAACGAUGUUAUGAUUGUGGAUUUAGUUUCAGGAUGUGGGCGAGUAGUGGCAAUUGGUGAAGGUCAGCAACUGCAUUCCACAGUAGUAAAAGCUGGGUUCAACUGUUAUGAUUUUAUUCAAUCUACAAUUAUUCACUUCUACUCAGCUUGUGGGAAAAUUAAUCUUGCUUGCUUACAAUUUGAGGAAGCUUGUCAAUCCCAUCUUGCAUCCUGGAAUGCCCUUAUAUCAGGGUUUGUAAGAAAUGGAAUGAUUCAGAAGGCCCGAGAAUUCUUUGACAGGAUGCCUGAAAGAGAUAUCUUCUCCUGGAGCUCUAUGAUUUCUGGUUAUUCGCAAAGUGGACAGGCUAGUAUGGCUUUAGAAUUGUUCCGAGGAAUGGUGGCAGUUGGUGUCCAGCCAAAUGAGAUCACUAUGGUGAGUGUUCUUUCUGCCAUUGCAUCUGCUGGUGCAUUGAAAGAAGCAAAGUGGGCACACGAGUUUAUCAGAAAUAAUUCUAUCCCUCUCAAUGACAAUUUAAUUGCAGCGCUUAUUGAUGUUUAUGCAAAAUGUGGGAGCAUCAGCAACGCAUUGGAUGUUUUCAAUCCUUUACGACCCAAAAUCACUUCAGUCUCUCCAUGGAAUGCAAUAAUAUGUGGAUUGGCAAUGCAUGGACAUGUUACUUUGUCAUUGAGAAUAUUUGAAGACUUAGAAAAAACAGGUAUUCAACCCAACGCGAUAACUUUUAUUGGAGUUCUGACAGCGUGUUGUCAUGCUGGAUUAGUGGAAGCAGGAGAAAAAUAUUUUGAGAGCAUAAAAAAUGUCUAUAAGAUUGAUCCAAAUAUUAAGCAUUAUGGUUGUAUGGUGGAUCUCCUAGGCAGAGCAGGGAAAUUGCAAGAAGCCGAGGCAAUUGUAGAGAGCAUGCCAAUGCAGGCAGAUGUGGUCAUAUGGGGUACUUUGUUGGCAGCCUGUAGAACACAUGGUAAUGUGGAGGUUGGAGAGAGAGCAGCUAAGAGUUUAAGGGACUUAGAUACCUCUCAUGGGGCAAGCAGGGUCCUGCUGUCCAACCUUUAUGCCGAUGUUGGGAGGUGGAAUGAUGCGAUUGGGGUUCGGAAAUCGAUGCAAGGUGAACAGAUGAUAAGGCUGCCUGGUGCUAGUUUUGCAUGAUAUUUUUUUUUAAGAGAAGUUGGGAAAGUUUCGCUGUUGAAGUUCUCGAGUAUAAAAAAUUAUGAAUUGUACUAAUUGAAGCUCUCCGUAGUUGAUGACUUGUAAUGACAAAUAUUAAGUAGUUGACGACUCAUACUAGUAUUAAUUAAGCAAUGGCCUUCUGCAUUGUAAUGAAAAAUGAUAAUGAUGCUUGUUUAAACAAAAUUUCUGCCACUUGUGUAUAAACAUUAAACACUACUGGGGUCAACUGCCCUUGUAUUAUGGUCCAAGUGUUUUGAAGCCGGAUCAUGCAGCACGCUCAUCACUGGUAUAGAAUAAGCUUGUGAGCCAAAGCAUCAAAAGAGGAGACAAGUCUGAGUCCUUUGAGGAGCACUCGUGCUUAUUGACUACGAGCAAAGUUGAUGAAAAAUCAGCGCUUAUGAGUUAUGACGACCAAGUAAGUUGAGGCUAGCACAAGUGGGUCUAACAAUGAGAUUUACCUGUUUCACCUAUGUCAAACAGUCUCGGACCAUGACAUUUUAGCAGAUGAA
Molecule: messenger RNA, 2899 nt
Organism: Chenopodium quinoa (quinoa)
Lineage: Eukaryota; Viridiplantae; Streptophyta; Magnoliopsida; Caryophyllales; Amaranthaceae
Product: pentatricopeptide repeat-containing protein At5g19020, mitochondrial-like
Exons: 1
Coding region: 234-2369 (711 amino acids)
Biological process (GO): RNA modification
Molecular function (GO): protein binding; RNA binding
Source: RefSeq, a predicted model, not a curated record